GGCGGCCCCGACGGCGGGUCGGUGGCGGGGGGCGGCGAGGCUUUCGGGGACCGCUCCCUCAGCCAGGGCUUGAGCGUGCUGGUGGGGCUGGCGCUCUGCGUGACCAUGCUGGGGCUGGGCUGCGCCGUGGAGCUGGGGCAGCUGGGGCAGCAGCUGCGGCGGCCCGUGGGGCUGCUGCUGGCGCUGCUGGGGCAGUUCGUGGCCAUGCCGCUGCUGGCCUUCCUCCUGGCCCUCAUCUUCGCCCUGGACGAGGUGGCGGCCGUGGCUGUGCUGCUGUGCGGCUGCUGCCCCGGGGGCAACCUCUCCAACCUCAUGUCGGUGCUCGUCGACGGGGACAUGAACCUCAGCAUUAUCAUGACGGCCUCGUCCACGCUGCUGGCCCUCUUCCUGAUGCCCCUCUGCCUCUGGGUCUACAGCCGCCACUGGAUCAACACGGCCCUGGUGCAGCUGCUGCCCCUGGGGGCGGUGAGCCUGACGCUGGGCAGCACCCUGCUGCCCAUCGGCCUGGGGGUGCUCAUCCGAUACCGGCACCCCCGCGCCGCCGACCUCCUGGUUAAGAUUUCCUUGUGGUCCCUCUUGGUGACUCUGGUGAUCCUGUUCAUCCUGACUGGGACCAUGCUGGGCCCAGAUCUGAUAGCACAUAUUCCUGCAUCUGUCUACGCCAUUGCGGUGCUGAUGCCUCUAGCGGGAUACGCCUUGGGAUACGGCUUAGCCACCGUCUUUAAAAUGCCCCCACACUGCAGGAGAACAGUGUCUUUGGAAACAGGGUGCCAAAACGUCCAGCUCUGCACCGCCAUCCUAAAACUCACCUUCCCCCCAGAGCUCAUAGGGAGCAUGUACAUGUUUCCCUUGCUUUACGCGCUUUUUCAGUCGGCAGAAGCGGGACUCUUUGUGCUGGUAUACAAGAUGUGUGGAAAAGAGAGCUACAAACAAGAUACGCUCGGUGAAGAGGAAGACACGGAUAUUUCCUACAAGAAACUGAAGGAAGAGGAGGUGGCCGAUACUUCGUACGGCACAGUGACCUCGGAGGAGCACAACUCCAUUCAGAUGGAGGUGACCCAGACGGCGCUUUAGGCGAGAUAAGGAGGCGACACCCGGGAGUGAGCAAUGUGUGUCGUGCUUGCAACCGGGCUGGGGCUGUGCUCGCCGCGGCGCAAGCGGAGCUGCCCGGUCUCCAUCGUUUCUCCAGCUGCUCCCAUUGUGCAAGGUGAUGUGUUGUUUAUUACCGUGACAGUUGUGUUUCCUCAAAAAUAAAUAUGAAACAAAUUUCAACAACAAAGGAAAAAGUAUCACUGCGACGCAAACCAGUAACCGUACGUCUUCGCGCAAGGAGGUUCCUGCCCGCCUGAGUGCAGCAGGAGUGGGUAGGAGGAAGGAGCCGAGCGUUUGGCAGAGGCGAAGCCAACGCGGCGCCAGUGCGGACGGACGGGCACAGCACCUUGCGCGCGAGCAUCUCCGUGCCUCCCACCCGCUGUAAAAGCAUUUUGUGCUCG
Haliaeetus leucocephalus (bald eagle) is the source of this 1493-nucleotide messenger RNA. RefSeq names its product solute carrier family 10, member 4 (gene SLC10A4). The record is from RefSeq and is a predicted model, not a curated record. Gene Ontology annotation, cellular component: membrane. Gene Ontology annotation, molecular function: bile acid:sodium symporter activity. Gene Ontology annotation, biological process: bile acid and bile salt transport. The transcript is spliced from 3 exons. Lineage: Eukaryota; Metazoa; Chordata; Aves; Accipitriformes; Accipitridae. The annotation marks the transcript as partial.